CUUUUUAACUUCAAAGUAGUUUUCCUCUGUUACUGAUUCACUCCCCCUCAGAGAUUUUCAGACUGACGUUUUCCACUUCUGAUUUGUGAUUUGCAUACGAGUUCUACUUCCUGCUGCAGAGCCUGUUCUGCAACUUACCUGAAAGAGAAAGAGAGAGAAAGAGAAAGGGGAGCAGAAAGGGAGAAAAGAAAACCAGAGAACCACCGGAAAAGAGUGUGCAGGAGAAAGCCCAACCGUCGCUCUCUACCCUUGGUCAGUCCAGCGUCCAGUCCUGCUAGCCCCAAGUUUGUUGGAAAAUCCUGGCACCAAAUUGAGAAAGUUGAUUCAUAUUUCCACAGUCUUCACAAAAACUUGAAAUGGCCUCCAUUGCAGGCACUGUGAUGAGUCGAAGCAUACCAGUUGAAGUUGAUGAAUCUGCAUUCCUGUCCCCAUUUCCAGAAAAUUCACUAGAAGAGGCUUUGAAACCUUCUGUUGAAAAUAUGGAGAAUUUGGUACCUUUAGGACCAUAUCCAACUCAAAUGUCUCAAAAUUCCUUGGCUGAUCAGUCACAUUUAUGUAAAUCCUCAGAGCUUGCAAACUAUCAUCAGCCUGAACCUCACAACGAAGCGAUGGAGGAUUUUGACAGCAGUCUUUGGGUAAGAUAUCAGGAUUCUGGAAAGGAUGUGCCUUCCUGUGCUUCCACUGAAUCAGAGUCUGGGAUGCUCCCACCUCAGUCUCAUCUUUUAGCUAUGGAGAAAACAAAUAAGCUAUUGAGAUCUCAGCUUUCAACUGAUUCUCCUGACACUGGACAUGACUCUUGUAAAUCAAACAAAAGUUUUUCUGAUGUUUCGCAGAAUUCACUUGAUGACAAAAGCCAAGAAAAUGUACAGUCACAUCAGCCAUCAAAUAACAGAGCACCAUUCGACCUGCCAACUGUAGACACCGGAUAUGAUUCUCAGCUUUGGGAUGUCAUGGGCAUCAGGCAGUUAGAACCUCCGUUACCACUUACAUCUGUGUUUAACCCCCAGGACCUUCCAGGACCAUUAAUAUCCAGAGAGUUUCUCAGAAUUGAACCUCAGCAGUAUCCUGUAUACCAACAAAUGCUGCACCAUAAUGUUUCUCCACAAGCUCACUGGAACCUCAGAUACCAUUGUCCAGUUGAUCCACACCACCAAAAUCCAUAUGGUAGGACUCCCUACCAACAUUUUGCACAUCCCUCGCAACCACUGCCUCCUGUUCCUGGACCUUGCAUGAGAGUCAUCCAUCCUGCCCAGCAAGUAAUCCAUAACUAUUCAAAUCCUCAUGCUCCUAAAUGCAAUGGAGAAAGAGUUCCACAAAGAGAAUGCUCCUCUGCGGUACGCCCACGAUUUCCAAACCAGUUAUACAACCAGGUACCCAAUGGAGGGCUGCCACCCACGGCAAGUGCCCAAGGUGAUGCUUACCGGUGUACUUCUGACUUCGGACCUCAGGUUAACAAUUUUGUGCCCCCAGCUGCUGUCCCAAGACCUCUUAGUAAUCCUGCAGCCAGGGGAACUCUGAGAACAAGCAAUUUGCCAGAAGAGUUACGUAAGGUUUUUAUAACCUAUUCUGUGGAUGCAGCUAUGGAGGUCAUGAAAUUUGUGAACUUUCUGCUUGUAAAUGGAUUUCAAACUGCAAUUGAUAUAUUUGAGGACACAGUACGAGGCAUUGACAUCAUUAAAUGGAUGGAACGCUACCUAGGUGAUAAGAUGGUGAUGAUAAUCAUUGCAAUCAGUCCAAAAUACAAACAGGAUGUUGAAGGGGCUGAAUCCCAGCUGGACAGGGAUGAGCAUGGCUUACAUACUAAAUACAUCCACAGGAUGAUGCAGAUUGAAUUUAUCCAACAAGGAAGCAUGAACUUUAGAUUCAUCCCUGUGCUCUUCCCAAAUGCUAAGAAGGAACAUGUGCCUACCUGGCUUCAGAACACUCACAUUUAUAGCUGGCCAAAAAAUAAGAACAACAUCUUGUUGCGGUUACUGAGAGAAGAGGAAUAUGUUGCUCCUCCAGUAGGACCUUUGCCUACACUCCAGGUUGUGCCAUUAUGAACAGUUUUACAGAAAGUGCAUGACAAGUAAUUGUUAAAGGGUGAUGUUGGCAGGGAGCUAGGACUUUUCCAGGUGGCCCUUUCUGAUGAUGGAAGAUUCUCUUUCUGCUAAAGGAGUUGUCUUGGGUAAUUCAGACUCAGCUCCCUCACUUUUCCACUGUAUCAAACAUCUCUUUCUGAAGCUGAGCAAGCAUAAUUCCUCUCUCAAUUCUUAAACACAUUGCAAAUGGAAAAAAUGUCCAAUUUUAUUUUUUUAUUGAUGUUUCUAAUAUUCCUCUACUAGUCUGACACACAGCACGUAAUUACUGUAAAUGAUGUUGCAAUUAGUAUAAAACAAUUCUGCCUUCCUGUUUGCUGAGGGUUUCUUUUGUUGUUAUCCAGAUGUUCUUGCAUAUUACAGUACUCUCAAACAAUGGAACAGACAAUAAAAUAUAUUUGCUUUUUGUAAAA
Mauremys mutica (yellowpond turtle) is the source of this 2491-nucleotide messenger RNA. It is a transcript of the gene TRAF3IP2, whose product is annotated as TRAF3 interacting protein 2. The transcript is spliced from 10 exons. Gene Ontology annotation, biological process: humoral immune response; positive regulation of canonical NF-kappaB signal transduction. Bases 357 to 2042 code for a protein of 561 amino acids. The record is from RefSeq and is a predicted model, not a curated record. NCBI's taxonomy places the organism in Eukaryota, Metazoa, Chordata, Testudines, Geoemydidae.